AUGUAUGUGAAAUGCUGUGAUACAGGAAUGUAAUACUAUCAGAUUUUAGUGUAUUCAGUGAAUGUCAAAUUUUUUAAUUUUUGAAAUUCUCACCGGUUCCGUCCCGACGCUUGCAAGGACUGGAACCCGGAAGACGGAUGCUGGCAUCAGCUGGAGGACAUGGCCGGGGAUGCUGCAGGGGGGACAUCGCAGGAGCGCAGGACAAGGUAAGUGCUGGAGGGAUCCCGGAGCAACGCUGCAGGGUAAUCUCGAGUGUCGCUCGGGGUUACCGCUUCUGGUACUAAAAGUUAACCCCAAGCUACACUCGGGAAUACCGCCAGGGGGGUUAAUAAUA
Molecule: messenger RNA, 334 nt
Organism: Staurois parvus
Lineage: Eukaryota; Metazoa; Chordata; Amphibia; Anura; Ranidae
Source: the annotation of a GenBank genome assembly